AUCGAAGGCGCUUUUUUCGGAUCCGCCAUGUUUUCCCGCGGAGCUGGACGGGGGAAGGCUGCCUUGAAGCAGAUCGUGGAAGGCGCGGCCCAAGCGAAGAAGGGACGGCAUCAGGCGAAGAGGCAGAGGAAGGUUGUCCAAGCCGUGCCCGCUGGCAGUGCGCGAGACGUUGUGGAGGAGGCUGUGGUGGAGGAAGAGAUGACGAACGACGCCGACGACUUUGAAGACGACGACGAUGAACCACUGCAGAGGAAGGCGAGGGAAGGGGCCGCCUCGCAUGAGACUGCGCAACGCGUGCUUGCGCCUUUGAAUCGCCUCCGAACCCCGACUGCAGACGUGGCGGGGAGUUCCCAAGCAGUGGUUGAAGGUGGGACGUUGCGAUUUCCCGCGGUUGCGGCGCGCGGUGGCGUUGUGGCGGUCUCGGGAGAGGCGGUUGAAGUCCCGAAGGGAGGAGAUGGCACGGCGGACGGGAAAGACGAUGAGGCUCUGGUGCACAGGCUGCGCGGGCAACGAGCGGCGACACAUGCGAUGGAUGCCGCUGCCAAACUUUGGGAGGAUGACAACAGAUUCUGGAACGACAGGCAAGGGAGUGCCAUAGUGAGGAUAAUCCAAGAAGCGUGGGCGUAUCUCGUGGCCGUGGCGCGGGGAGUGCAGCCUCCGGCUAUUCGACAGAGCAUCUCCCUUCCACACAACUCCAUCCCCCAACACAAAAUCGAGGACGAGUCGGAGCUGAACGCGGCGAAAGAGAGGGCGUUGAAAGUGCAGACAAUCUCCCUCAGGGCGAUCCACAGUUGGGUCUUCAAGUCGGAGAGCAGGCAAAGGGGGUAUCACUUGGCAUACCAAUACUCGUUGAAUCACGCUGCCACGGACAUCGCUAGAGCAAUGUGGUCAGCAGAGGACUGGUGCAGUUUGGUGAGCCCAAUGUUGUUCCGUACCACAUUGGACGUAGACAUGAAGUUGCCUUUGUGGUUCGUGGGCGUGAACAUAGUGGACAGGCACGAGGACGAUGAGUGCGCGGCUUACCAGGAAGCUUGUGUCCAGCGUCUGGUGCAGGAUUUCACAAGCGCAGUUGGCACGACAGAAGCUAUGGACGGCGGUCAAAUGUCGUACGAGGGUCUGAAGGGGAUGGCAGAGGCGAUGAGGUAUUUGCUCGCCGCCACGAUGUGGAUUAUGCGAAUGGCGGGGGACGAUCCGAGAUCGCAUUACGACGCUUGGGUUUUCGUUCAACUGACGGCGAAGACGGCGCUGCCGGCGUCCAUAAACCGGCAGUUCGACGCCCACCGACACAUCACGCAAUCCGCGCAGGUCAUGACGGACAAGUUGGGAAGACCGCCUCUGACCUUCGCCGCCCCACCUGCGUACAUCCCCCAUUGGGCGUCUAAGUGCGGGGUCACUUUCUCGCACGACGCCACGUUGGCCUCCCCGAUGGAGGCGAAACAGUUGGAUUGGCAGGGGACAGGUCCCCCCGAGGACGAUGACAACGACGCCGAAGGCGAUGACAAAGGCGAGGGGGGGUGACGCGUAGACGACGGUGAUGGCGACGGCGAGGAGGGGAUGAUGCGCAGGCCCUGUUGAGAUGGCAGGUACAAGAGAAUGGGGGGAGGGGGUGUUUUAGGGGGGGGUUCUUCGGGGGGCGGGACGCGGGAGGGCUCACAGGGGAGAAAGGGUUUGUGGCAUCGUUUAUGACUGUGUUCGGGGCAAGACGCCAUGAGCGUGCGGGGUUUGUUUGAGUACCGUGGGAGCGAUCGUCGUACAACUGUUGUUUUCUGGUCGUUGAUGACUGUGUUCGGGGCAGGACGCCAUGUGGAAGUCUUAUUGCCAACUUUUUUUUUUUUUCGCUGGAUUUCGGCAUGCCACUGUUCAGAGGUGGCAUGCGUAGUAGAAGGUGUGCAUUGGUAGCGCAACGAAAAUUCUUAAUGGGUGAUGUUCUUUUUUAUCUUCGCAACGAUGUAUGGUCUUCUUUUUUCAUUCCAUCCAUCACUUCUUUUUUUUAUUUAUUUUUGGAAAACGCAUGCACGACGGGUGCGGUUUCAUCUCUCAUUGUCUAUUGAAUGUUCGUGGCAACAAAGCAAUGCGUCAUGG
Messenger RNA from Chara braunii, 2082 nucleotides. The record is from the annotation of a GenBank genome assembly. Lineage: Eukaryota; Viridiplantae; Streptophyta; Charophyceae; Charales; Characeae.